Molecule: messenger RNA, 1812 nt
Organism: Syngnathus typhle (broad-nosed pipefish)
Lineage: Eukaryota; Metazoa; Chordata; Actinopteri; Syngnathiformes; Syngnathidae
Gene: uqcrc2b
Product: cytochrome b-c1 complex subunit 2, mitochondrial
Exons: 14
Coding region: 124-1503 (459 amino acids)
Cellular component (GO): mitochondrion
Molecular function (GO): metal ion binding
Source: RefSeq, a predicted model, not a curated record
CAUACCAGUAGAUGGCAGUAACAAAUUACACCAACACGACGAAGAAGAUGUUGAACCCAGUAGGGCACUUUGACGCCGCCAUAUUACCCCGUCGUCCUGGUUUGAAGGAGAGAGCGAGGGGAAAUGAAAGGGUUCCGGGGACUCACGCAUUUAUCGAGACGCUUCUAUGCAGCUGUCAAAGCAGGCCGCUCUCUUGUUGAGCCCCUGGGUGGCCUCAAGUUGACUCCAGGGGCUGCUCACUCCAUCCAGGAUGUUCAUGUGAGCCGACUGCCCAGUGGACUGGUGAUCGCUUCCCUGGAAAACUACUCACCAGCUUCCAAGAUUGGUGUGUUUGUUAAGGCUGGCUGUCGUUAUGAGACCCUUGACAACCAGGGCGUUACCCACGUCCUCAGGCUGGCUGCCAACCUGACUACCAAAGGAGCUUCAGCUUUCAAGAUAUGCCGCGUUAUCGAAGCUGUUGGAGGUAAACUGAGUGCUUCUUCAUCCAGAGAGAACAUGAUCUACACUGUUGACUGCUUGCGAGAUGACAUCGACACAGUGAUGGAGUAUCUGAUCAAUGUGACAACGGCGCCAGAGUUUCGCCCGUGGGAGGUGUCCAAUCUCACACCCAGGGUAAAGGUUGACAAGGACCAAGCAGGACAGAGUGCUCACAUAGCUGUGGUUGAAAGUCUCCAUGAAGCCGCCUACAAGAACGCUCUGUCCAACUCCCUUUACUGUCCUGACUACAUGGUGGGAAAUAUCCAGUCUGAGCAUCUUCACCAGUUUGUCCAGAAUCAUUUUACAAGUGCAAGAAUGGCACUUGUUGGACUUGGUGUGGAUCAUACCAUUCUGAAGCAAGUAGGAGAGCAGUUCCUUAACAUCCGCGGUGGCGGCGGAACAUCAGCUGGCCAAGCCCGCUAUCGUGGAGGUGAGGUCCGGCUGCCGAGCACCAGCAGCCUGGUCCACUCUGCCGUUGUGAGCGAGGCAGCAGCUUCAGGCACCAGUGAAGCUGUGGCCUUCAGCGUUCUGCAGCACCUGCUGGGAGCUGGUCCGCGGAUCAAGAGGGGCUCUGAUGCAACUAGCAAACUAGUGCAGGGGGUUGCCAAGGCAACUGCUGACCCCUUUGAUGUGAGUGCUUUCAAUGCCAGCUACUCUGACUCUGGGCUGUUUGGAGUCUACACCAUUUCCCAAGCAGGAUCUACCGGCGAUGUCGUCAAGGCCGCUCUUGCUGAGGUGAAAGCUGUCGCUGAGGGCGGAGUCACAGCUGCUGACCUCACUCGGGCCAAGAUUUCCCUCAAAUCUCACAUGCUGAUGACUCUGGAGACUUCAGAAGGUUUGCUUGAGGCCAUGGGCACUCAGGCACUGGCUAGUGGCUCCUACCAAUCCCCGGAAGAAUUUGCCAAAAACAUCGACAACGUCUCUUUAACGGAUGUGGCCAACGCUGCAAAAAAGUUUGUGUCUGGCAAAAAGACCAUGUCUUCCAGCGGGAACCUUAUCAAAACACCCUUCGUCGACGAAAUUUAAAACCAGCUCUUGCUUCCACCACCUCCUCGGCUUGUCGUUUCACUUUGGAAUAUGUUUCCUCCACUAUAACAGAAAUGCGCCGUUCCUGCACUGUUGGUCUGAGAGGUGUCCUCUGGGUCUUUAUAUAUGUUAAGAUUUGUUUUGGGGUCAUCGUAACAUCAUUUCUCAUUUGCCCACAUGCAGUUUAAUGUAUAGCUCAUGUAAAAAAAUAAUGGAUAAAUUCUAUCUGCCUGACAGAGUUGUGGUUUGUCAUGUCGCUGUUCAUAAGGUCUCUAUAUAAUUAAAAAGAAAUGUAUUACAAAAGCCAAA